CCUUACGGACGCUAUUUUUGACGUAUCCAGCACGCGGAAUUGUGUUUGAGUUGAGUUAAUGUUGGUGUGCUUAAGUUGAAUUUGUACAUUUGGCAUUAAAGAUGUCUGGUGUUCCACCGGAUUCAUGGCAACCGCCAACAGUGUCAUUGGAGACGUCAAUGGGCACCAUUGUUGUGGAACUGUACUGGACGCAUGCUCCGAAAACCUGUAAGAACUUUGCGGAGCUUGCCAGGCGUGGGUACUACAACAGCACCAAGUUUCAUCGAAUCAUUAAAGACUUCAUGGUACAGGGAGGUGACCCGACCGGAACUGGCCGUGGCGGUGCCUCCAUAUAUGGAAAGCAGUUUGAAGAUGAGCUGCAUCCCGAGCUGAAAUUUACAGGGGCUGGCAUCCUGGCCAUGGCCAACGCAGGUCCCGACACCAACGGUAGCCAGUUCUUUCUCACCCUGGCACCCACGCAGUGGCUGGAUGGCAAACACAGCAUCUUUGGCCGAGUGUGCCGGGGCAUGGGGGUCGUGAACCGUAUCGGCAUGGUGGAGACAAACUCUCAGGACCGACCUGUAGACGACAUCAAAAUCCUCAAAACCAGCCUGCCCAACUGAGCUUCUUCCUCUCCUGUAUAGUCUUUAAAUACAUGCUUUUUUCAUAUACA
Molecule: messenger RNA, 652 nt
Organism: Brienomyrus brachyistius
Lineage: Eukaryota; Metazoa; Chordata; Actinopteri; Osteoglossiformes; Mormyridae
Gene: ppil1
Product: peptidylprolyl isomerase (cyclophilin)-like 1
Exons: 4
Coding region: 102-602 (166 amino acids)
Biological process (GO): protein peptidyl-prolyl isomerization; protein folding
Cellular component (GO): catalytic step 2 spliceosome
Molecular function (GO): peptidyl-prolyl cis-trans isomerase activity
Source: RefSeq, a predicted model, not a curated record